CACGUCGUUGCUAGUGCAUUGAACAACACAUACGCCAACUGCACAAAUAUGGGGAAGUCAGGAUGUUUACCGCCCGGCAGCUGCCGGUGGCUCGUUUAAGAAGUCGAUGAAUGCCAGGAUUGCGAAAUUCAAAAAUGACUUCAAGCGGAAGUUUUUUCGUGACAACAAGCAUCUGGGACAGCUGUGUGCCGACCAACUUCACAAUGAGACUGGAACCCGAGAUAUGGAAAUCACAAAACAGAUGUCCAAGCCUGCAGCGGACAGUAAUGUCCCUAAACAGAAGGUCGUCAAGAAAUCAACUAACGGUUAUCAACCCUCCUUGUAUGCUGAAGAAGCAAGUCCCGAGAUUCAACGGACUCAAGUUGUAAAGAAUUCAAACGACAAAAACAACCGGAACUCUUUGCCAAAUUGUCGCGAUUCAAGCCAGGUCACAAUCAAAGACGUUUUUCACGACCCCACUCCAACCCGUUCCAAGGAAGAAGAACUAGAUGAAUUCGUGACUACAGUCAUCCGCAACUCUGUGGCACAUCUGAUCAAGGAAGCCAGCGUUACGUACCUAAUGAAAGAGUCAGCGGAGAACUUGCUGAAGAGAAACGACAGCGAUGUGGAAACAACCGGCAAACACGUUAUCAAGGAUACCGACACCACCAACCAACACGUUGUCAUUGAAACCGACAUCACCAACCAACACGUUGUCAUUGAUACCGACACCACCAACGAAUGCGUGAUCAUUGCUACCGAAACCACCAACGAACGCGUUGUCAUUGAUACCGACACCACCAACAAAUGCGUAAUCAUUGUUACCGACACCACCAACGAACAUGUUGUCAUUGAUACCGACACCACCAAUGAAAAGGUUGUCAUUGAUACCGACACAACCAAGGAACAGGUUGUCAUUUAUACCGACACUACCAAUGAGCGCGUGGUCAUUGAUACCGACACCACCAACGAACACGUGGUCAUUGAUACCGACACCAACAACGAAUGCGUGAUCAUUGAUACCGACAACACCAACGAACAGGUUGUGAUUGAAACCGACACCACCAACGAACGCGUGGUCGUUGAUACCGACAACACCAACGAACGCGUUGUUAUUGAUACCGACACCGCCAACGAACACGUGGUAAUUGAUACCGACACCACCCACGAACGCGUUGUCAUUGACACAGACAACACCAACGAACGAGUUGUCAUUGUUACCGACAUCAUCAAAGAAUCCAACGCCAUUAACGUCAUCAAGGCGUCAUCCGAGAUCGUCCUGAAGGAACAGGGCGACAAUUUCGACAUCGGCUACGAACAGGUUGUCAAGGAAAUCGACAACGUUUCCGUAUCUUCAAGCGUGUUAAGCGCUUUUGCCGAGAGCGCAGUGAAGGCUAGUCUGUUUGAGAUGGAUGUCGUCGACAACGUUAACCACUCGGCGAUGGUCCCAACGUCCGCCGUCAAGGCUCGAAGAUCACCGAGGACAGUGAAGGAAUUCUUAGAGAUGAUUGGAGUACCUGAUGGCCGGGACAGCUCCAGCCUUCACCUUCCCGACGUCGACAUUUAAACAUUUAAAUUAAGCCCCAGUCUCAUAUAAGCACGGUUGGCUACGGCAGUUCCGGAUCAAGAUCCGGGACGAUCCGUGGACUGGUUGGUUUCUAAGCAUAAAAGGUUUUACCAAGAUAAUAACGUCGGUGACAACACGGCACCUAACCGGCCACACGUACAAACGCGGACAUACCCGGCAGCAUUACGCAAACAACACGGAACACUCAGAACUACACGGCAGAGACACUUACCAUCAGGUUGGUUUUCGGUGAAUCCAUUAUUUUACAAUCAGAUCUCGAAACAGUAUCCUCGAAACUUUUCAUUUUUAUGUGACUCUUAAUUGCAUAAUAUUUUCAGUUUGUUAUUAUCACACAGCAUAAAAUCGUGCACAUAUAGGUAUCAUCUCAUGUCUUAAAUUUUGGACACGGGCCCGGCUUCUAAGCUGAAGUAGGCCCGACGAUAUUCGCGUUGGUUAUUUGUUUCCGUUUUGAUUGCGUUUAAAGAUAUUCGAAAACACAUCUAUGAGCGUGUUUUCGUUUUGUCAUUGUCCAGGUUUGAUGUUGUGAUAAUUGUCCAACUCGUCAACAGCACUCGCAUUUUUAUUGCCAUAGCGAAGUGAAGAUUCAGGAUCAGGAAAACAGGCAUACCAUUCCAUUGAUGAUGGUUUUCUGCUCUUGAACACUUGAAAACCACGGGAUGAAUUAUCGCUGCCUACUUCAACCCAAAUGAAUCUAUAGCAGGUGUCGAACAAGGUCAAAUGGAUUAUGGAAGGUUAACCCUUUUAGUUGUAGUGCACGGAUCAAUCACGCUGAGGACAUUGUAUGUCGAUUUGCUUCCUGACCAAAACACACGCACAGUUGUGUAGCUGGUAAGGGUCGCCGAACUGCUUGGCGAUGUUCUCCCAAUCAUGUUUUCAGGACAGCGAAGUAGUUUAUCAACAAACUCUAUCAGUAUUACAUCGCAGACCUGAUGAUAAUCUUGGAGUUGGUGCAGUGUACGAAGCCAUAUGUUGUAGACGUAUUUCAUUGUUGUAAAUAUAUUGAGUUCAUAAAUAUAUUUAUUCUGAAUGAUAUUGAAGUAAAUUAUUUUUUAAAGGAAACAUUGCUCUUAUUGUUCAAUAGUUUGACAGAGUAGAUUUUAACUGUAAAUAGGAUUAGUAGCGUUCUUUUGUAGUAGUUGAUUAGUUUUCAGUAUGUAGAGACUGGGUAGAAAGGUGAACUGUUUUAACUAACAUUUUAAUACGUUAAUUGGCUUGUCAAGCAUGAGUUUAUUCACUCAACCACAUCCGUGUGCAUAAAUGACUAUUUCGAAUGUCAUUCUUUGCAUAUCAUUCAUGCUGUCAACCUGUAUGUUUAUGAUAUUAAAUCAUAAAUAUAAUAUAUUUAGGUAAAUAUGCAUUUUAUACAUCUUUUAUAUUCAUGUCUGUCGGUUGUAUUAUUGUAAUUAUUUUGUUUUAAUAGUUGUAUUUGUGUAUUAAUUAUGUUGGUAUCUUACCGUCGGAACACAUCAUUUUAUAUAUAAUUGAAAUGUAUACUUAUUAUAAGAAUGUCAUUCUUUGCAUAUCAUUCAUGCUGUCAACCUGUAUGUUUAUGAUAUUAAAUCAUAAAUAUAAUAUAUUUAGAAACCCAAACGUGUUGUUCGAAGAAAGAACCCUAAACGCCCAUACGGCAACACUGGCGCCCAUACGGCAACACUGGCGCCCAACAACGAGUCUUCGGCAACAACAGCGUUUGGAACAGAAAAACGGAAGUAGCGGACACGUUACUACGACGAAAAUCCCUGAACAGACAGGAGCCUCAGACCGGUAGCGAGGAGGGGGAGAGUCCAGGAAUUUAACACAGCGAUUCCUUGGAAACCGGUUUUUGAUUUUUCCCGGGGAGUAGGAGUCCACAUUUUUGCGCGGCAUCGAGCUCGAGCACCGAUGUGAGUACAACUACGUAUUUCUUGUGCACAAAACUUUGACGUCAAAACCGUUAAAACGUACGUACAGGAUUUCACGUUCUGCUACGCAAGGAAGGAUUCACGUUCAAUCAGGACGGAGAGUGAUGGACACUUAAAUCGUUGUGGACAUUGUGUAUCGUGUCAUUAUUGUGUUUUGCUUGUAUUUUGUAAGUGUUCCGACGGAGUUCGGUGAGUGUAAAUAUUUUUAUAAUUAUUGUGCAAUGUACAUAUAUCUAUUUAUUGUAGUUUCAUUGUCGUAAAUGAAUGAUUUGAAAUACCAAUCAGUUGACUUACAAAAACAACAACAACAUAUAUAGCUAAUUUAAGUUUAUGUGGUCAUGCAUUUUGCGAAUUGGUCGAGAUAAAUGAAACGACCUUUUGUCAGCUCAUUGGUAAAUUAGUGUCAUAUGAAGUUAUUUUAAGGAAAUUAUAGUUCCUUCACGAGCACAAAGUUUAUUGCAUGGCGAAGUUAAAUCUACUCACCACUUACAUGACGUUAAGUAGUAGAUAGGUUUGAGUAACUAGAUUUAUUUAGAAGCAGUAGAUUUUGCCCAAGGGUUAUAAUAAGUAUCGAGAGGUUUCAAUGCGUAAAUUUGUUAAUUUGUCAUACUUUACGUAUGGUUGAAUUGAAAACGCUUUGUGCGUAUUUUUAAAGAGAAAACUCUCUUUAUAAAUACCGAAAAAUAAUCACUGUUUCUUUAAAAAAAAUUUAACUGCAUUAUGUAGUUUAAUGCGUGUAUAUGCGACUGGCGUCUUACCGGUAAAUGCACGUGCUCGCGAUACCGUAGCGCAAGAAGAACGCUAUUUCGGCAGUGUGGUAAACACGCGAUAGUAAACCAGUUGCGGGUUCGAAUCGAAAUAAAAUCGAACUUAGUAAACACCUGGUACAAAAUAAAAGAGCUUUGAUUAGAUAUUUGUGAUAGUCAGGCUGUUGGCUUAAGAUAAGCCAAAAGGGAGGUAAUACAGGUGUGUUGAGAUAACUGUUUCGGUACGUUUGUUGGAAAAAAAGGAAAACGGCGAUGUGGGCAUUAAAACCGUCCACCGGAAUCAUCUGCUGCCGUGUUCCUUCUUACCGAUACAGGAAGUACAGCGUGUUUCGUCACCUGAAGUUUCCGACGAGUCCUCCACGGACGUGGAUGAACGCACAGGGAAGACGAGUUCCGACAGCAAUCAGUCGGAAGAUGAAACAGAUACACGACGCUCCAAACGGAAGAAAAUACCACGGCGCCGCAGCCAACGUCAGACCCGUCGGCCGGCGUGGUUUACAUCCGGGGAGUAUAAAUUGUGAUAGGUGUUGUUAUGUAUUUGCAAUAAUGAUUAAGUACAGUGACACCAUACAUUUAACAUGUGUGGAUUUGUAUUGGAAAGAUACACAGCUGUUAACAUUCACUUCUGAGUAUUUAAAUACAAAUUAGUGUAUUAUGUUUUUAUUUGUCAAAUUGUCAUUGUUUUCAAAUUGAAAAUAAACAGUUGCAAACGAAAACGUUAAUAUUGUGGUUGUCAUUAUUUUUUAACAACGAUGCUUUCAUAGAUAUUUUGAUCACGAGAUUAAUCAAACCUCGCUUUACAAGCGAUGUUUGAAUUUUAAUAAUGUCGAGGACGACAUUUUCUUAGAGAGGGGAAAUGUGUUGUAGACGUAUUUCAUUGUUGUAAAUAUAUUGAGUUCAUAAAUAUAUUUAUUCUGAAUGAUAUUGAAGUAAAUUAUUUUUUAAAGGAAACAUUGCUCUGAUUGUUCAAUAGUUUGACAGAGUAGAUUUUAACUGUAAAUAGGAUUAGUAGCGUUCUUUUGUAGUAGUUGAUUAGUUUUCAGUAUGUAGAGACUGGGUAGAAAGGUGAACUGUUUUAACUAACAUUUUAAUACGUUAAUUGGCUUGUCAAGCAUGAGUUUAUUCACUCAACCACAUCCGUGUGCAUGAAUGACUAUUUCGAAUGUCAUUCUUUGCAUAUCAUUCAUGCUGUCAACCUGUAUGUUUAUGAUAUUAAAUCAUAAAUAUAAUAUAUUUAGGUAAAUAUGCAUUUUAUACAUCUUUUAUAUUCAUGUCUGUCGGUUGUAUUAUUGUAAUUAUUUUGUUUUAAUAGUUGUAUUUGUGUAUUAAUUAUGUUGGUAUCUUACCGUCGGAACACAUCAUUUUAUAUAUAAUUGAAAUGUAUACUUAUUAUAAGAAUGUCAUUCUUUGCAUAUCAUUCAUGCUGUCAACCUGUAUGUUUAUGAUAUUAAAUCAUAAAUAUAAUAUAUUUAGAAACCCAAACGUGUUGUUCGAAGAAAGAACCCUAAACGCCCAUACGGCAACACAUACAUCAGAUAGUGGUUAUUGUCCCCUAAUACUAGGUACCGCAAUGUUAUUGCCAACUUAAUUCCAACUGACAGAUGCUUCUCUUGGUUGGCUGCUUUGGCUUGGAUCGGUCUCAAUUUCGUGUCAGAAUCUCUUGGUAUGUCUGAUAGCCCACGGAGGAAACCAAAGAAGCCAUUGACGUCUUUUGUAUUCGGUUCCUUCAUCAGCUGAGAGUAUUGAUUUAGGACUGUUGUUUUGGUAGGCCAUUUUCUGACCUGGAUGGUCAGAACAUUGCUUGCCAGAAGUCCAGACCUUAGUCAAUACGCUCCGUUGAUGGACGAACAUAAGGAAGACGCCAAUGGCUUCUUUAAUUUCCUGUGCAUGGGCAAUCAGACAUACCAAAACAUACUGAUACGCAUUGGAGACAGAAUCAAGCUGAAGAAGUCCAAGCUACGAGAAGCAUCUUUCAGUUGGAAUUAAGUUGGCAAUAACAUUGCGGUACCUAGCAUUUGGAGACACCACUCUCUGAUGUAUGGCUUCGCACACAACACCAACUCCAAGAUCAUCAUCCGGUCUGCGAUGCGAUACUUAAAGAGUUUAUUGAUGAACUAAUUCGCUGUCCCGAAAACAUGAAUGAGAGAACAUCGCAAAGCAGUUCGGCGACCCUUAGCAGCUGCACAACUGUGCUUGUGCUCUGAUCGGUUAGCACAUCUGCAAACAGUGUCCUUAGCGUGAUUGACCCUUGCACUACAACUACAAUGGUUACCAUUCUAUAAUUCAUAUGACCCUUGUCAAUACCUGCUACAUAUUCAUUUGGGUUGAAGUAGGCAGCAAUAGAUCAGCCUGUCAUGCUCAAGUGUUCAACAACAGUGAACUGAAGGCAACCAUCGACAUAGGCGUGUUGUUUCUACAUGAUCCUCAAUCUUUACCUAACGACGACGCAUCAAUGCCGUUCUACUUUUCAGCAGAUGAAACUCUGUGUCCUGGCAGGACGACAUGAUGUGAACAUUGUGAUUGAACAAAAUAGUCUAUGAACAUGUCAUUUUAUUGUAAUUGUGGUGAACAAUAAUGUGCGGACUAAUAUUUUACGAAAUUUAAGGAGGAAACAUCAUUUGAUAAUAGUAUUUGACUAUUAUGCUCUGUGUGAUAAUAAUAAAAAUGAAAAUGUUAUGUCAUAUGUCAUAAGUGUCAUAUCGAUUUAAAACAUUUCAAUGUAAAAAGCAGCAUUCAAUAUUAAGCGUUAGAGAUCUGAUUGCAGACUGAUGGAAUCAUCGGAAAUCAACUUUAUUUUACACAAGUUAUUAUUCCGCCGGGGCAGACGUGAUUGUUCCGUAUCGCUGCCAUUUUUGUCCGCGUCAUUGUCGUAAAAGUCCGGGAUGGUCCGUGAAGAUUCUGUGUUUACCCGUGGCACUACGUGUCUAUGCAGUGUUGGUCCUAAAUAGAACGUACCUCUGCCGGGACAGUCAGUGUUGCCGCUGUGUUUGUUGGGUGAAGCUUCCUUCACCCAGUACGGUCUGGUCAUUGUGGAUCCGGUGUUGUCACCGGGUUGAACGUCUUUGGAAGACCGUAGACGCUUAAAAAGCUAAAAAAAAGUCAACGGAUUUUAUCGGAUCAAUAACCGGGCGAUCAGGGACGAUCUGGGACUGCCAUAGUCAUCUGUGUGUAUUUGGGACAAGGCUUAUAUGGGCUUUACAAAUUUAUAAAAAAAAAAAUUUUAAUUAAACUUUUUGAAUCUUAAUUAAUAAAUAAAUAAAUGUU
Molecule: messenger RNA, 7499 nt
Organism: Dreissena polymorpha
Lineage: Eukaryota; Metazoa; Mollusca; Bivalvia; Myida; Dreissenidae
Exons: 6
Coding region: 107-1546 (479 amino acids)
Source: RefSeq, a predicted model, not a curated record